AUGGACCCAACAGACCUACUACCACUGCUUGAGCAGCUGGACGACAAUGUCGAUGAUUUGGAGGAAGUGCUCCAGCCUAUUCUGGCUAGCACUCUUGUCAAAAGCUCAAACAAAUUGCCUGUUAUGGACAAAGCAAAACUUCAUGUGUUGAUCACCUACACAUUAGAAUCACUAAUCUUCUCUUAUCUGCGGCUUCAUGGCGUGGAUGCAAAGCAGCACCCAGUGUUCCGGGAACUGACUCGUGUGAAGCAGUACUUUGAAAAGAUCAAGGUACUGGAAACCGAGCCUGAGGAACGCCCCAUGACCCUUGAUAAGGCAGCUGCAGGCAGAUUCAUCAAACAUGGUCUUGCUGGCAAUGAUAAGUAUGACUUGGAACGGGCAGAAAAGCAGGCAAAAGAGCGAGCCCGUGCUGAGUUCAAAGCAGCAAUGCUCGCUCGCAAGAGCACCGAGGCCUCGAAAGCCCAAUACGAUAACGACUCUGAUGAUGACGAUUCCGAAGGUGGUGUGGAAGUUGCAACAGCAGCAGAGCCCCAGAUUGACACAAAUCUCGCCGCAAAGCCCGAAAAGAAGGAUAACAAAAAGAAAUCGAAGGGAGAACCCAAAUCAACAAACAGCAAGGCAAAGAAGGAGAGGAAGAUCAGCAAGGCGACACUGAAAGAAGAGAAGAAGGAGCGACGGGCGAAGAAGGAGGAGACUCGAAAGGCUCGAAAGGCCCAAUGA
Messenger RNA from Penicillium concentricum, 720 nucleotides. Its product is annotated as Sas10/Utp3/C1D family protein. The transcript has 3 exons. Gene Ontology annotation, cellular component: exosome (RNase complex); nucleolus. Bases 1 to 720 code for a protein of 239 amino acids. Gene Ontology annotation, biological process: maturation of 5.8S rRNA; regulation of gene expression. The record is from RefSeq and is a predicted model, not a curated record. Gene Ontology annotation, molecular function: DNA binding; RNA binding. Lineage: Eukaryota; Fungi; Ascomycota; Eurotiomycetes; Eurotiales; Aspergillaceae.